AUGGUGCGAAAACUCAAGUAUCACGAGCAAAAGCUCCUGCGUAAGACGGAUUUCAUCACCUACAAGCAGGAUAAUGGACACCGCGAUAAGGAAGUCGUCCGCCGAUACAACAUCCAGAAGCCCGAAGACUAUCACAAAUAUAAUCGCAUCUGCGGCUCCCUCCGCCAACUCUCGCAUCGACUGUCCCUCCUGCCGCCCGACAACGCCGUGCGGCGCAAGCACGAGGAGCUACUGCUCAACAAGCUGUACGACAUGGGCGUGCUGUCGUCGGCGUCAAAGCUGUCGUCGGUGGAGCGCGGGGCGACGGUGAGCGCGUUCGCGCGGCGGCGGCUGCCGGUGGUCAUGACGCGGCUGCGCAUGGCGGAGACGGUGCAGGCGGCGACCAAGAUGAUCGAGCAGGGCCACGUGCGCGUGGGCGUCGAUACGGUGACGGACCCGGCGUACCUGGUGACGCGCUCGACCGAGGACUUUGUGACGUGGUCGGUCGGCAGCAAGAUCAAGCGCAACAUCAUGAAGUACCGCGACCAGCUGGACGACUUUGAGCUGCUGUGA
This is a messenger RNA of Cordyceps fumosorosea ARSEF 2679, 552 nucleotides long. RefSeq names its product U3 small nucleolar ribonucleoprotein IMP3. Gene Ontology annotation, molecular function: snoRNA binding; structural constituent of ribosome; rRNA binding. Gene Ontology annotation, biological process: rRNA processing. The transcript is spliced from 2 exons. Gene Ontology annotation, cellular component: small ribosomal subunit; Mpp10 complex; small-subunit processome. The coding region runs from base 1 to 552 and encodes 183 amino acids. The record is from RefSeq and is a predicted model, not a curated record. NCBI's taxonomy places the organism in Eukaryota, Fungi, Ascomycota, Sordariomycetes, Hypocreales, Cordycipitaceae.